This is a messenger RNA of Phragmites australis (common reed), 1761 nucleotides long. RefSeq names its product UDP-glycosyltransferase 92A1-like. The record is from RefSeq and is a predicted model, not a curated record. Lineage: Eukaryota; Viridiplantae; Streptophyta; Magnoliopsida; Poales; Poaceae. The transcript has a single exon. Gene Ontology annotation, molecular function: UDP-glycosyltransferase activity. Bases 86 to 1642 code for a protein of 518 amino acids.
AAUUCAUGUGAGUGGGUUCCAAGAGGGGAAAAAAGUUAUCAUUAUUGUACAAUGGAAACACAAAUCCGAUGCUUACUGCUUUUGUAUGCUUGAGUCCCCAAACCAGCGGAGUAGGUGUAGGAUUAGGAACAUGGUUCCCCCAGUGCAGAUGGUCACCAUGCCCAGCGAUGAAAGCUUGCACAUCGUCCUCUUCCCAUUCCCGGGGCAGGGCCACUUCGCCGCCUUCCUCUCCCUCGCCGGCCACCUGCACCGCGCACGGUCCUCAGCAACCAUCACGCUCGUCUCCACCCCGUGCAACGUGGAUGCCCUCCGCGCUAGCUCCUCGGCGGCAGCGGCGCCGUUCCUCCAGUUCCACGCGCUGCCCUUCGUACCGGAGGAACACGGCCUGCCCGCGGGUGCCGAGUCCACCGACGCUGUCCACAUCCACCACUUCCUCGCGCUCUUCGAGGCCACCGAGUCGCCAGCGCUCCGUGCCGCCUUCGAUGGCUUCGUGGCCGGUGCUGCCUGCGCGGGCGCGGACGGCGCGCAGGUCUGCAUUGUCGUCGUCGCCGACCCCUUCCUGGCGUGGACUACCGUCGUCGCGCGCCGGCGCGGUGCCAGGCACGCAUUCUUCGACUCCUGCGGCGCGUUCGGCAGCGUGGUGUACCACUCUCUGUGGAAUCACCUGCCGCACCUGCGCACGGGCGGUGAUGCGUUCUGCCUGCCGGACCACCCGGAGGUCACCGUACACCGCUCGCAGCUCCCGAGGUUCCUUCUCGCCGCCGACGGCACAGACCGGUGGUCGGCCUUCCAUCGCCGGCAGAUAUCACUCGGGUACGACACCGACGCCUUGCUUGUGAAUACUACGGAGGAGUUCGAGCCGGCCGGGCUGCGGAUGCUCCGGCGAACCAUCGACGUGCCGGUCUGGCCCAUCGGCCCGCUAGUGCGCCUCCCCGCUCAGCGCUCCAACAACCCUGACCGCGACUGUGACAGAAUCAUGCGGUGGCUGGACGGCCACGAGGCAAGGUCAGUGCUGUACAUCUCGUUCGGGUCCCAGAACAGCGUACGGCUAGAGCAAAUGAUGGAACUUGCCGCGGCACUGGAGUUCACAGGCCGACCUUUCAUCUGGGCCAUCCGGCCACCCGUGGGGUUCGACAACCACAACGCUGGCGCGUUCAGAGCGGACAGGUGGCUUCCGGAAGGAUUCGAGGCGAGGGUGCGUGCGAACGACACGGGCCUCCUGGUCCACGGAUGGGCGCCGCAGCUGAGCAUCCUAGCGCACGCGUCGACCGGCGCGUUCCUGAGCCACUGCGGGUGGAACUCGGUGCUAGAGAGCGUGAAACAAGGCGUGCCCAUCAUCGGGUGGCCACUGCAGGCAGACCAAUUCUUCAACUGCAAGAUGCUGGGGGAGUGGGGCGCGUGCGUGGAGGUGGCGAGGGGGAACGACGAGGGCUCGUCGGUUGUGGAGCGGGCGACGCUGGCGGAGGCCGUGGAGACGGUGAUGGGGGGCGCUGCCAAGGGGAGCGAGGUGCGGCGGCGCAUGAAGGAGAUUCAGGAGCUGGUAACCGGAGCACAGAGCGAGUGUGGUGGUUCGUCCGUGGAAGCAUCGGAGGAAUUCUUCGCCUCGAUGCUGCAUGGUACUGCUGCUGGAAAUGAGUGCUGAUGCCGGCGGUGUGCUUCGUGUUGUCUUGUUUUACGCAUAUGUUAAAUUUUGAUUAUAAAUUACUUUUUAUGUAUUAAAUUUAGAUAUUUAAAAUAAUAUGAAUAUAUUUGUUUUGAAAA